ACUUGUGAGGCUAAACGAGCACCGGCGGUGUCGUAAAGCGAUGCGCUCUUUGUUGGGUGACUUGUCUUGUAAUUGUAAACUCAUUUUAUUUCUUGAAAAGACCCAGCCGCACCCGAGUGAGGUUAGAUCCAUCUGAAUGAAAUGUUAAACGAUGCCGUUUUGCAGGGUUCGGUUGAGCAGUGGGUGGCACUGAUGUGCGUGCAAUGCAGAGAUCACGUAAAGCUCUUCUUCUUUCCAGAAGAGCUUUAACCACUGCAGUUUCGGAGCAUCAAAUUUCUCUCUCUUUGCUUUUUGUUUUGUGGGCUCUACUCUUCCUCUUCCUCUUCACCUUCAGCUUUUGGAUCUAUCCCACUCGUGCAGAUGGAUCUGACAAACAUUCAGUUCGAUCGUCGAAUUGGAAGGAAGAUAAGCACAGACAGUGUGAAACUUCUGAUUCUGCUAAUCAGUGCUUAGUCAAAGAAAUCAACGCUUACAUUCCUUUUGAGGCUUUACACUCCAAAGAUGCGGAGACUAAUGAUUUUGUUCCAAAUGGAGAAAGCAGUGACUACACCGAUUCUCCCGCUAGAGAGGAACAUGAAGUUGAGAAACUUGAAGAUGAUGUGCAAAAGCAUGAUCAUGAUCACUUACUUUGGACUGUGCCUCGUGGUCUUGAUGAAUUCAAGAGCAGGGCAAUUAGUUCUAAAAUUAAGUCUGCCACUGGUUCUUCCACAAGCGUAAUGCAUAGAGUGGAGCCUGGUGGAGCAGAAUACAAUUAUGCUUCAGCAUCUAAGGGAGCAAAAGUUUUAGGUUCUAACAAAGAAGCCAAAGGUGCCUCUAAUAUCUUAACCAGAGACAAAGACAAGUAUCUACGAAAUCCAUGUUCUGCCGAAGAAAAGUUUGUCAUUAUAGAACUCUCUGAAGAAACACUAGUGGAUACAAUAGUAAUAGCUAAUUUUGAGCACCAUUCUUCGAAUUUAAAACAUUUUGAACUUCAUGGCAGUCUCAGCUUUCCAACAGAUGUUUGGGUUUUCCUUGGGAAUUUUACUGCCUCAAAUGUGAAGCAUACUCAAAGGUUUGUUCUUCAGGAACCAAAAUGGGUGAGAUACCUAAAGUUGAAUCUUCAAAGCCACUAUGGUUCUGAAUUUUAUUGUACGCUAAGCAUAGUUGAAGUUUAUGGUGUGGAUGCUGUAGAGAGAAUGCUGGAGGAUUUGAUAUUCACUCAAGAUAAUCUAUUUGCACCUGGGGAUGGUAAUACUGAUAAAAGGAUAGUAUCGCCCCACCCUAAUCCUGCUGAGAGUGAAGAUGUUCAUCAAAAUGCUUUUGGAGGAAUCAAUUCUGACCCUGCUUCAGAUAUCUCUUCUGCAAAUCGCGAGACAGUAAAUAGCAAUGUUCCUGAUCCUGUUGAAGAAAUCCGUCAACAAGUUGGCAGGAUGCCUGGGGAUACUGUUCUCAAGAUUCUGAUGCAGAAAGUCCGUUCUCUAGACUUGAAUUUGUUUGUUUUGGAGCGAUAUAUGGAGGACUUAAAUUCUAGAUAUGUCAAUAUUUUCAAAGAGUACAGCAAAGACAUAGGAGGAAAAGAUAUACUUAUACAGAAUAUCAAAGAAGACAUUAGGAAUCUCGUUGACCGGCAUGAUGUAAUAACAAAAGAUGCCAAUGAUCUCAAUUCUUGGAAGUCCCAUAUUUCCAUGCAGUUAGAUCAUCUACUCAGGGACAAUGCUGUUUUGAGGUCCGAGGUUGAUAAAGUCCGGAGGAAACAGGCAUCUUUAGAAAACAAGGGUAUUGUAGUGUUUUUAGUGUGUUGUAUUUUUUCAUUGCUAGCUAUGGUACGGCUAUCCCUGGACUUGGCUACGAGUAUCUAUAGAGGACUUAGUGUUAAUAGAACAAUUUACUCCAGGAAAUUUUGUGCGGUUUGUUCUUCCUGGUAUCUCCUAUUAUUGAAUUGUAUCAUUAUUAUUUUCAUAUUAACUUUGUGAUAGUCCAUUUUUGAAAUAUGUCGUUAUCUUGUGCGAGAUGCUUGGUGAUUGCGUUACUUCUUUCAAUAUACAUCUAUAGACUUUUUU
Molecule: messenger RNA, 2039 nt
Organism: Abrus precatorius (Indian licorice)
Lineage: Eukaryota; Viridiplantae; Streptophyta; Magnoliopsida; Fabales; Fabaceae
Product: SUN domain-containing protein 4-like
Exons: 4
Coding region: 204-1952 (582 amino acids)
Biological process (GO): protein folding in endoplasmic reticulum
Cellular component (GO): membrane; cytoplasm
Source: RefSeq, a predicted model, not a curated record